CAGACCUCGACGGCUUUGUUAUCUUCUUUCUUCCUUCUUCUCUCCUCAUCCACCUUCCCCCCUACCACACCACCACCGCCACCACCCCUCCCUUCACCUAAACUCAAACCCACACUCGUAUUCACCAUGAGAUUAGUCAUUCGCAAGGACUUUGAGGCCGUCUCCUACCACGUCGGUAAGUAUCACCCCUGCCCUCCUCCGAUCUUCAUUGCGCCCGUUCGCAGGCCCAUUGGCCCACCAUUGCCACUGGGCUUUUUCAUUUUUUUUAUUUCACUUUAUUUUUUUUCGCGAUUUCUUGGUCUCAAAGAUUCGUUGGUGCUCAUUUUUAUCUAUAUUGCCGAUCUUUAUCUAUCGCUUCCUUGCAGCCAAUCGUAUCACUCCUUCAUGUGGAGCAAUCUCUUCAAGCACGUCGACAUCCUUCCCGAGAAUGUUCACAUCCUCGACGGCAAUGCCAACGACCUGGAUCUCGAGUGCCAGCGCUACGAGGAGAAGAUCGCCGCCGUCGGUGGUAUUGAGCUCUUCUUGGGCGGUAUCGGUCCCGAUGGUCAUAUUGCCUUCAACGAGCCCGGCUCGUCCCUGAACUCCCGCACCCGUGUCAAGACCCUUGCCUACGAUACCAUCGUCGCCAACGCUCGCUUCUUUGAUAACGACAUUACCAAGGUUCCCAACCUGGCCUUGACCGUCGGUGUUGCUACUGUCAUGGACGCCCGCGAGGUCUGCAUCAUCAUCACCGGUGCCCACAAGGCCUUGGCUUUGGCCAAGUGCAUUGAGGAGGGUGUCAACCACAUGUGGACUGUCUCUGCCAUCCAGCUUCACCCACGUGGAAUGAUUGUCUGCGAUGAGGAUGCCACUCUGGAGCUCCACGUCAAGACCGUCAACUACUUCAAGUCGAUCGAGAAGGUUCACGAGCAGCUCAUUGGAUCGGACAACGUCGGCUUGCAGGGCGGUGUUCGCUCGUGGCGCGGUGGUGCUGAGUCCACCUAUCACCAGUAAAGGUGCUUAGGAAGGUCUUGCUCAUAUCCCCCACCCCGCCCCAUUUAUCCUCCUCCGUUAAUUGCUCUGUAAUCAAUCGCUGUUCAUCAUAUCUUCUUUCUUUCUUUGUUCUCUGUCAGUGAUCAACGGCAGAAGUCUUGUACAAAUCAAACCAUUUUUUCCAGCUAGAAAAAAAAAUGUCAUAAUAAACUUCCCCAAUCAAAG
Molecule: messenger RNA, 1197 nt
Organism: Gamsiella multidivaricata
Lineage: Eukaryota; Fungi; Mortierellomycota; Mortierellomycetes; Mortierellales; Mortierellaceae
Exons: 3
Biological process (GO): carbohydrate metabolic process; N-acetylneuraminate catabolic process; N-acetylglucosamine catabolic process
Cellular component (GO): cytoplasm
Molecular function (GO): identical protein binding; glucosamine-6-phosphate deaminase activity
Source: RefSeq, a predicted model, not a curated record